Messenger RNA from Halteromyces radiatus, 1497 nucleotides. RefSeq lists its product as uncharacterized. The record is from RefSeq and is a predicted model, not a curated record. Gene Ontology annotation, cellular component: membrane. The transcript has 4 exons. NCBI's taxonomy places the organism in Eukaryota, Fungi, Mucoromycota, Mucoromycetes, Mucorales, Cunninghamellaceae. Bases 27 to 1145 code for a protein of 372 amino acids.
CACAUUCUCAUUUAUUUUGAAGAGCUAUGAUCACCAUCAGUGAUGGAUUUUAUGACUACUUAGUGAACGUACCUUUACUUAACCGACUUCAUUGGCCUUUUACUUGGCAGCUUUUUAUCACCAAUCUUUUCAACGGCAAGUACCUUAGCGACAAUGGUAACGCGUGUGAGUUUCUCAGUAUUCUACUCUCAAGUCUGAAUAUCUUUAAACAGUGUUAUCGUCAUGUGGAUCCUUUUUCGGUGGCUCUUGUGUUUAUGGGUGUGGUUGCUACUAUUCAUUAUUUUGUCAGCAUUGUUACAAACAACUACAGUCAAGUGGAUAAAUCUUGGUCCAUCUUACCUUCUAUUUAUGCAUGGCACUUUUUUUACAACGACUAUUUGAAUCGAGGGACUAUUCAUCCAAGACUUCUGCUUGGUGCUAUUCUUAUUACUCUUUGGGGUUUUCGCUUGACAUUGAACUUUGCAAGGAAAGGAGGAUAUGAAUGGAAAGGUCAAGACUAUCGAUAUCCUUAUAUCAAAAGCAAGAUAGGACCUAUAGCAAUGGGAUUAUUGAAUAUCACGGUGAUCGCUCCAUUCCAAGAUACCUUAUUAUUAUUUAUGGUCUCACCUCUCUAUCUAACCAACCUCACCUAUCAACCAGAUACAAAUGCAUCUUUAACCGUUUUGGAUUUGGUAGCUACAGGAUUAUUCACCUUAUUCUUGGGAAUAGAGAUGAUAGCAGAUGAACAACAAUACGUGUUUCAAACGGAAAAGUACUGUUUAUUCAAACAUAUGAAAGGCAAGCAAUUGGUGGGUGACUAUCAUCGUGGGUUCUUGACGCAAGGAUUAUUCAAAUAUAGUCGACAUCCCAAUUUUUUUGCUGAAAUGGGUAUUUGGUGGUCUAUCUACUUGUUCUCCGUCAGUGCUUCAACAGAUGUACUGAAGACAAUACCAGAGCAAGUUAGUUGGUUGGAUCCUUGGACUUGGAUCAAUUGGACAAUUGUUGGCCCUCUGACUCUGACAUUAUUAUUCCAAGGCAGUACGUGGUUAACCGAACGUAUCUCGUCUGAAAAAUACCCUGAAUACAAGAUUUAUCAACAAAAAGUCAAUCGAUUCUUUCCCUGGCGCUCAUCAUGGAAAACUUUAUCAUCAACAAAACACGAUUAGCUUGAUUAUUUUUUUUUUUGUUUGUUUGUUUUACUCGAUUACUUCAACUCAAACACCAAUAAAGCAUGUCUUACCUUUUUUUUGGAUAUGAUAUGGAACCUGUGCAAGAAUGGAAAAUUUGGAUUCUUUUCUUCUUUUCUUUUUUCUUUAUAUAGUGCAUCCCACCGACAAUCAAUCAUCAAUAUGGACAACAAAGGUUAUCAAGACCAAUAUGCUUCAAAUCAAGGUGGAGGUGGAUAUGAUUUGGGAAGCGGUGGUGUCAGUAGUGGAUACAGUCAAGGUGGCGGAUACAAUCAAGGUGGCGGAUACAAUCAAGGUGGCGGAUACAAUCAAGGUGGCGGAUACGGUCAAG